Molecule: messenger RNA, 2756 nt
Organism: Mercenaria mercenaria
Lineage: Eukaryota; Metazoa; Mollusca; Bivalvia; Venerida; Veneridae
Product: multiple epidermal growth factor-like domains protein 10
Exons: 5
Coding region: 264-2522 (752 amino acids)
Molecular function (GO): scavenger receptor activity
Source: RefSeq, a predicted model, not a curated record
UUUAUAACACAUAAUAAGUUGCAUUACAUACAUUUCUUAUGUUUUCUUUUUGCCAUUUUUUUGUUUAUUCAUUAAAAUCUAUUAUGCAAUAUCGUGGGUCCUUUUACAAACUAUUCACUAUGGCGGCGUCGAAUAAAUUCAUUUCUUUGUAUUGCAUCUAUGAAGGACAAGGAAGUAAAGAUUGCAGCUAUGAUAUAGUUUUAUAACGAAUGGAAUAUAAUUACUUUACAAACCUGUGGUUAUAAGUUUCUGUGUAGCUAUUCAUGAUGGAAGUAAACGUUGGUUAUGUAUUUUUAUUCGUUUUCUUAUUUUUUAACGGCAAGUGUAUCAUCAAAGCAUGUGAAAGAGGCUUUUGGGGGAGUGACUGUCAGAACAUUUGCGAAACAAAUUGUGCGAGUUAUUGUGAUCAGUUAACUGGGGCUUGUCUCGGUUGUAAAACUGGCUAUUGGGAUACUUACUGUAAUAAGGAAUGUCCAGAAAAUUGCAGCAGUUCGUGUUAUAGUCAGGGAAAAUGUUAUAGCUGUAAAAAUGGUUGGUACGGUUCAACGUGCAAUUCAUCUUGUCCAACAAACUGUGAAAUUUGUAAUAAAUACAGUGGUUUAUGUUCCUUGUGUGCCGCAGAUUACUGGGGAGAAUCAUGUGAAAACAUCUGCGAUAAAAACUGCUUGAAGUGUUCCAUUUCCAGCGGUGAUUGCGAAAGUUGUAAACCUGGGUACUGGAAUAGUUCUUGUAAUGAAAAAUGCAACGGGGUUAAUUGUGAAAUUUGUAGUACAAAAUCAGGCGAAUGUCAAGUUUGCAGAUCUGGACUUUGGGGGGACAAUUGUCAGAAUACUUGUGGGAAAUGCUUUUCAAUGAAAUGUGGCAAAACUGAUGGACGCUGUGAAAAAUGCCAAGAAGGAUUUGCCGGUGCAAACUGUACGACUCCGUGUGAAUCUGUAAACUGCAGGUACUACACAUGUAAUACUGCCGAAUUUUCUUGCCGAACAUGUAAGUCUGGUUUCUGGGGAGCAUUUUGCAAUGAAACAUGUGCCAGCAAUUGUUCCUCAAGCUGUGAUAGAAAUAAUGGACUUUGCAGCAGUUGCAAACUGGGAUUCUGGGGCGACUUUUGCAAUAAAACAUGCAGUCAAACUUGUUUGUCAAGUAGCUGCAACAAAAAUAAUGGCGAAUGUAGUAGUUGCAAAUAUGGUUUCUGGGGAGCAUUUUGCAAUGAAACAUGCAGCAAAACUUGUUCUUCAAGCAGCUGCAACAAACAUGAUGGCAAAUGCAGCAGCUGCAAGUCUGGAUUCUGGGGAGAAGCAUUUUGCAAUGAAACAUGUGCCAAAAAUUGUUCCUCAAGCUGCGAUAGAAAUAAUGGACAUUGCAGCAGUUGCAAACUUGGUUUCUGGGGAGCCUUUUGCAACAAAGCAUGCAGUCAAACUUGUUCAUCAAGUAGCUGCAACAAAAAUAAUGGCGAAUGCAGCAGUUGCAAGUCUGGAUUCUGGGGAGCCUUUUGCAAUAAAACAUGCAGUCAAACUUGUUCAUCAAGUAGCUGCAACAAAAAUAAUGGAGAAUGCAGCAGUUGCAAGUCUGGAUUCUGGGGAGCCUUUUGCAAUAAAACAUGCAGUCAAACUUGUUCAUCAAGUAGCUGCAACAAAAAUAAUGGAGAAUGCAGCAGUUGCAAGUCUGGAUUCUGGGGAUUACAUUGUAAUGAACUAUGCAACAAAAACUGUUUGUCCAGUUGUAAUCAACAAAGCGGUGCGUGUAAAGGAUGCAAACAAGGUUCUUGGGGCCAAUUAUGUGAAAGUGAAUGUAACCGCACAUGUUAUUUUAACCAAUGUAACCAAAAUUCAGGUGAGUGUACCAGUUGCCUACCGGACAGUUGGGGACCAUUUUGUGAAAAUACAUGUAAGAAAUACUGCGCAUGGAAUUGUAAUAGAUAUACAGGAGACUGUACCUGUAGAAAUAGAUACUGGAGUCAAGAUUGCAGUAGACUUUGCAAUGACUCAAACUGCGAAGUUUGCUCCAAAACAAACGGGCUGUGUACAAAGUGCCAGCUAGGCUAUUGGGGAACUAACUGUGAAUAUACAUGUAGGUCAGAAAGAUGCCUUGAAUGCAAUAGGAAUACCGGGUUUUGCAGCAAAUGUCACCCAGGACGGUGGGGACUGUAUUGCAAUAACAUUUGCAGAGAUGAAUGCCCCUGUUGCAGUAUCAGUAAUGGAGCCUGCCUGUUUUCAUGUCCUGUUUCCGAGAGUGAGGGUUCAACACAGGGAAUACAUGCUGCAACAGUUAUUAUUGCUGUAGUCGUCAGUGUAGUUGUAGUUGCUGCAGCUGUUGGUGUAUACACCUUCAUAAAAUACAGAUAUCUUAAACAAAAGAAGCGGCAGAAAGAAACGGAGAAUGUAUCAGUUGCAGGACCUUCUGGAGCAGAAAUGACAGAGAGCCCGAGUGCAGCUGCAUGUACAAGGGAACACGUGUACUGUAAUGUGCAAUCCACUGCAGUUGACACAUCAGCAGUGCAUAUAUACGAGCAAUUGAGAAAAUGAUUGUAUAGUCAGCUUUUAACAAAUGAUUACAAACUGUAAAAUGUUUUAGGUAAAAUGUGUUUUAUUUCCUGUCAUACUUCGUCCCUAUAAGUUCUCUGCUUUAAUAAGCAGUGCAAAUCGAUGAAAAAAAUGAAAAUUUCUUGUAGAAGAUCUAACAAUCUUUUUUCGUGUGUGUGUAUGCUUUUUUUUUUUUUUUUUUUUUUUUUUUUUUUUUUUUUUUUUUUUUUUUUUUUU